Molecule: messenger RNA, 2639 nt
Organism: Ceraceosorus bombacis
Lineage: Eukaryota; Fungi; Basidiomycota; Exobasidiomycetes; Ceraceosorales; Ceraceosoraceae
Source: the annotation of a GenBank genome assembly
AUGUUGCUACAAGCUCAAUCUCAAACAUCGCUGCCUCUCGGCUCCAUCAAAGCUUCUCACUCCGCUUCACAAUUCUCCGACGCUCCCGAUGACGAGACUCUGCCGCUAGACGUGGACAUCCAUGCGCGCUCCUCGUAUCCUCGGUCUGUCGCUGACGAUGUGCUCGACGGAGAGGGGAAGGAGGAGGAGGAGGGCGGCGUGUACGAUGAGGACCUGAGGAAGUGGUAUGAGGAACAUGGUAUCGAUCCGAACGAUGCUGAUCAGCAGGAAGAGCUAGAGCACGAGGAGAGCGAAAUCAGCAGCUUUGGGAAAGUCGAGGAUGCAGACUGGGACUUGGCCAGAGGAGGUGAGUCAGCAUGAGCGGGGAGAAAUUCGGACGCAUACAUGCCACCAGAGGCAUUGUCUGGCAGACAAGGCUGGACGUGCGGUGCGGAGGCCGGCGCAUACGUGCUCAUCCGUCCCUCUCUCUCUCUCUCCCCUUUUCACCAGACUUUACCAAAGCGUACAACCGAUCAAGGCAGCUCGCUCGCGUAGGCCAACAGAUGAGCGGAGGUGCGGUCAAUCAAUCAAAGGCGGGCGGAAGCACGCAAGACAAUGCGGUGCGAUCCACCACGGCAGUGCCAUUGCCCGCAAUGAACCGAGCGGGUGGCGCGACUUCAAAGGUCCCUCCUUCCAAAGCGCAUACAGGCAGAUCUGCGGCCGACGUCGCACGUAGCAGUGCCCCUUUAGACGCAGCCUCAAGCGUGGAAAGCUGCGAGCCAUCGCGCAUUGUUACGCUGCAGACCUUGGGGCUAGGCACAUCCGCACCCCAACCAAGCGCUUCGACUCUCUCUUCCCUCUCCUCUCGUCUGCAGAUCUUGCAAGCCUACGAUCCGUCUUCAAGCGCAGGAGGCGCUCUAUCUACCAACGUUCCCCGUAAAGGAGCGCUGGGCGUUGGCGGUACCAGAAAGGUCAGGGACAAGUCGGAUAGAGCGACGAAGCAGCAAGUGCUGGAUCCCAGAACGCUCACCAUCCUCUUCAAGAUGCUAAACAAGGGCACGCUAGAGCGGAUCGACGGGGUGGUCAGCACUGGUAAAGAGGCGAAUGUGUACCAUGCGACGACGCCCGCUCCUGCCAGAGGAGAUGAGGUCCAUGACCAGAAUGAACACGCUAGCGUCACGCACCGUACAUCAAACGGCCGCCCUGUCGGAGGAGGCAAUGUAGCUCUGAAGAUCUUCAAAACCUCCAUCUUGGUCUUCAAAGAUCGCGACCGCUACGUCUCGGGGGAGUUCCGCUUUCGACAUGGUUACGCCCGCCACAAUCCUCGCAAGAUGGUCAAGAUGUGGGCCGAGAAGGAGGCGCGGAAUCUAAAGAGGCUGGUCAGUGCGGGUAUACGUUGUCCUAGACCCAUCGAGCUGAGAGACCAUGUGCUGGUCAUGCAGUUCUUGGGAGGCAAAGACGGCUGGGCGAGCCCGAGAUUGAAGGAUGCGGAGGAAUUGGUGGAUCAGCAGGAAAGUGGGACUUGGGAGAGACUGUACAGGGAAUGCGUGACUGCCAUGAGGGUCAUGUACCAUGCUUGUCAUCUCGUACACGCAGAUCUCAGCGAGUACAAUGUUCUGUAAGUGCUGCCGACACCUUGCUGCAGAGAGCCUUGCCCGCUCACACACCCGUCCUCUCGUCGGCACACGCAAUUGUCAACCAGAUACCACGAUUCGCAUUUGUACAUCAUCGACGUGGGUCAAAGUGUCGAGCACGACCACCCCUCCGCUUUUGAUUUCCUCCGAGCAGACAUUUCGCACGUUGACGAUUACUUCAAGAAGCGCGGUGGGGUCAAGACGUUGGGUCUGCGGCAGACAUUCGAUUGGAUCAUUAGAAAUCCAGCAGGCAGGCGGAGUGGCGGUAGAGCAGGAUUGGAAAAGGAGGGAGACGACUAUGAUAAUUUUGUUCGGGCAGAAGAUGUGCGCAACAGAUUUUCUGAGGUCUGUCAAGAGGACCAAAAGGAUCCAAGGGGCGACAAAAUAAUGGACUUUGAUCGUCAAGGCGAUCAACUGGCUACGACUGCCGUGCCAAUCAGCGGACCUUUUGCUACCAUCGAAGUCUAUGACCGUCUCCCUGGAGAAAGCGAUGAGCAGCUAAUGCGCGAGCUCGAAGGCAUCAUGGACAAAGAGGCCGAGCUCGACGGUCUUGCAGACUCGGCACAAGAGUUGAGCGUCGGCGGUACCAGCACAAGCGCCCAAGCGCACCCAAGACAUGAUGAGAAAGAAUCGGACGAGGCGGUUUUCAGAUCCUCUUAUAUCCCUCGAACGCUAGAUGAAGUCUAUGAUCCAGAGAGGGAUACGGACAUUGUCAAGGCAGGGGGUGGUCAAGAUCUCAUUUACGCCAACGUGACGGGUCUACCAGCUUCGAAAGAUCGGGACUAUAUCCAGCCGAAUUCGCAAGCAAGUUCCAACGAAUCCGAGGACGAAGGAUGCGAGGACGAGUCUUCUUCGGACGACGAAGGACACGCGCAUGCGCCGAGAGGGCACAGGCACGAGGAUAGGGAUGCGAAGAAGGAGAGGAAGAGUGCGGUCAAGGAAGCUCAGAGAGAGAAGAGGAAGAGCAAGAUGCCUAAAAAGGUCAAGGAGGCUCAUUUGAGAAAGAAGAGUGGCAAGCGAAAGUGA